AUGGAUGCGUUCAAGUUAUUGACAAGGUCCACCAAGUUGAAGACUGGUAGUUCCCUUUCUUCAACACUGCCCUCCAAAGGCAAGGCCAAGAAUCCUCAGCUUUUCCGUGACGCACAGGCCGAAAAGCUUCUGGAGUCCGGAAAAAAGAGGAAGCGAGUGCAAACUGCGGAUGAUUCAGAUGCAGAAGAUGUCGAUGCUGCCGAUCUAGAUUUCUUCGGUUCUGGUAAACGGUCUGCGCCCGGCGCAUCAUCGAAAAAGGACCAAGAGGGAAACCAGGAGGGACCCUCUGAUCAGAAAGAUGCUUCUGACUCCGAGGGAGAUGAGUCGAUGGAUGAAGUUCAGCGCCGGACCAUUUUGAACUCCCACAAGAUCAAAGUCACUGAUAUGCGCGACUUUGAGGAAGUUCAGCCCGUGCAACCUCCGAAAGAAGAGUCCAAGAAGAAAAAGAAGAAGAGAAAGCAGCAAGAGGGAGAGCCUGUCCAGACUCUUAGUAAGAAAGAACAGAAAAAAGCCCGUCGACUGUUUCCCCAGCCUUUGGUUUCCUUCAAGGAGCUGCGCACGAAGUACAACAUCUCCCGACGACUUGCGGAGAAUAUCGCCGAGCAAGGCUUUACGGUUCCAACUGAAGUUCAACUGGGCAGUCUGCCUUUGUUGCUCGGAGAUCGGUCAGUGUCUGAGAAGUCAGGCACUGAUGAGAGUGUCGAGCCGGAUCUGUUGGUUGUUGCACCCACAGGAAGUGGCAAGACGCUAUCUUUUAUGAUCCCGGUGAUUAACAAGAUUGUUCGACACCAUCAUGGCCAGUCAGAGGAACGUGGUAUCUUCUCUGUUGUGAUUGCCCCAACCAAGGAGCUCGCCAGCCAAAUUGUCAAUGAAGGCAGGAAGUUGGCUCUGGGAACUGGUGUGAAGAUCACGUUGAUGAAGAAGGGCAUUCAGACAGAAAAGAACAGCAAGGGCAAGGCGCCAGUCACCAAGAGUGAUAUCCUUGUAACGACACCACUACUUCUGGUUAACGCACUAUCUGCGAACCGGACCAAGCCGAUGGCAACUCUUCCUCUGGUGAGAAGCUUGGUUUUGGAUGAGGCAGAUGUUCUUUUGGACCCUCUAUUCCGCGACCAGACACUCGAUAUCUGGCGCGCCUGCACGCAUCCUGAGCUUCGAGCAAGUCUCUGGUCGGCGACGAUGGGCUCAAACAUCGAAGACCUGGCCAAGUCGACAAUCAAGGAACGGAAAGAUACCCUCAGUCAGACCAAGUCUUACCCGUUACUUCGUCUCGUCGUCGGACUGAAGGACUCUGCUAUCCCAAAUAUCAAGCAUAAGCUGGUUUAUGCUGCAACCGAGCAAGGAAAGCUGCUCGGACUCAGGCAGCUCCUCCAUCCCGCCGCAGCAUCAGCUACAGACGUUCGCCUCCGCCCACCCUUCUUGAUCUUUACCCAGACGAUUCCCAGAGCCGUUGCUCUACACUCCGAAUUACGUUACGAUAUUCCUCCCGAGGCGGGUGGUUCGUCCCGGAUUGCUGUCCUCCAUGCUGAUUUGUCAGACGGCCAACGGUCCGAGAUCAUGAAGCAGUUCCGGAAAGGUGAAAUUUGGAUCCUCGUCACGACGGAUCUUUUGGCUCGUGGCGUUGACUUUAGAGGAAUCAACGGCGUUGUCAACUAUGAUAUCCCUAAUUCGGCUGCCGUUUACGUUCACCGUGUCGGGCGGACUGGCAGAGCUGGUCGUGAGGGCGGUAUUGCAGUGACAUACUACACCAAGGAGGACAUUCCCUACGUCAAGAGCAUUGCCAAUGUAAUUGACGUCAGCGAGAAGUUGCGGGGCACGUCUGAGGAGAAGUCCGUGCAGAAGUGGCUUUUGGAUGCCCUCCCUGAUCUCAGCAAGAAGAACAAGAAGGAGCUGAAGAAGCAUGGUGUUAAGGCCAGACAGACGCAUACCAAGGGCACGAAGGACGACAAGAAGAUGAGAAUCAGUACCAAGAGCGGCUACGAACGCCGCGCUGAGAACAAGAAAAAGGCUAUCAUUGAAGCCAGCCGCAGCAGGAAAUCUCAACCGCAACCUGGCGCAGACGCUGGUAGUGACAACGAGGGCUGGCAAGGUCUUGAGGAUUAG
This is a messenger RNA of Aspergillus sclerotioniger CBS 115572, 2103 nucleotides long. It is a transcript of the gene rok1, whose product is annotated as RNA-dependent ATPase ROK1. The coding region runs from base 1 to 2103 and encodes 700 amino acids. Gene Ontology annotation, molecular function: nucleic acid binding; RNA helicase activity; ATP binding. Lineage: Eukaryota; Fungi; Ascomycota; Eurotiomycetes; Eurotiales; Aspergillaceae. Gene Ontology annotation, biological process: maturation of SSU-rRNA. The transcript has 2 exons. The record is from RefSeq and is a predicted model, not a curated record. Gene Ontology annotation, cellular component: 90S preribosome.